AUGUCUCUACUUCGGUUGUCAAGCUCUCAGAGAGUCUUCAGGAACGUAUCUCUGAUCGUACUGAGUGGCUCUGUCUGUUUGUUCCUGUGGGCCGCUCUCAGACCCUGCUCUGACAGGAAGCCUCUUCGCUUUUCAGACCUCCUCCCUCUGCACUACGCUGUAGACUUGCCUGCCUGCUCAGCCAUCAUCCGAGGAGACAUAGAGGGUCUGGAGAAGGAACAGCUCAGGAGACUGCUGAAGACCAAGAAGAAGAGCCAGUUGCUGUCGGAGGCAUUCUACCACAACGUGACACAGGACUGCCAGAGAUUCGUCACAGACAGAGAGUUCAUUACCAUGCCUAUCAGCCUGGAGGAGGAAGAGUUCCCCAUUGCAUUCUCCAUGGUCAUCCACGAGAAGAUUGAGAUGUUUGACCGGCUCCUGCGUGCUUUAUACACUCCUCAGAACGUCUACUGCGUCCACAUCGACCAGAAAUCAUCCGAGGACUUCAAGAGUGCAGUGAGGGCUAUCGUGUCCUGCCUACCCAAUGUGUUUGUGGCCAGUAAGAUGGAGAGCGUCAUCUAUGCCUCCUGGUCCAGAGUGCAGGCUGACCUGAACUGCAUGGAGGACCUGCUAAAGUCAUCUGUCCAGUGGAGGUACCUUCUCAACACCUGUGGAACAGACUUCCCCAUUAAGACCAACGCUGAGAUGGUUCAGGCCCUCAAGCUGCUGAACGGAAAGAACAGCAUGGAGUCAGAGGUCACCAACGGCUACAAGAAGGGCAGAUGGAAGUUUCACCACAACGUCACGGAUACAGUAGUCAGGACAGAGGUUAAGAAGAACCCUCCACCAAUCAACACCCCCAUGUUCUCUGGCAACGCCUACUUCGUGGUAUCCAGAGCCUUCGUCCGUCACGUGAUGAAGAGUCAGGAGGUCCGGGUUCUGCUGGAGUGGGAGAAGGACACCUAUAGUCCUGAUGAACACCUGUGGGCCACUCUGCAGCGCAUGCCCGCUGUCCCAGGCUCCAACCCCCCCAACAGUAAGUACCAGCAGUCUGAUAUGAACUCCAUAGCCAGGGUAGUGAGGUGGAGCUACCUGGCUGGGGAUGUGAGGAGCGGAGCCCCCUACCCCCACUGCUCCGGGACCUACAGGAGAGCUGUGUGUGUCUAUGGAGCUGGAGACCUGCAGUGGCUCCUAAACCAACACCACCUUAUCGCUAACAAGUUUGACCCCGAGGUGGAUGAUGUCUGGAGUCAUACCUGUGCUUCAAAGCAACACACCGUGUAUCAUUAA
This is a messenger RNA of Oncorhynchus gorbuscha (pink salmon), 1269 nucleotides long. Its product is annotated as beta-1,3-galactosyl-O-glycosyl-glycoprotein beta-1,6-N-acetylglucosaminyltransferase 3-like. The coding region runs from base 1 to 1269 and encodes 422 amino acids. The record is from RefSeq and is a predicted model, not a curated record. The transcript has a single exon. Gene Ontology annotation, molecular function: acetylglucosaminyltransferase activity. Lineage: Eukaryota; Metazoa; Chordata; Actinopteri; Salmoniformes; Salmonidae. Gene Ontology annotation, cellular component: membrane.